AAUAUCGAAAGAGAUAGAGAGAGAGAGCAAGAGAGAGAGAGAGAGAGAGAGAGCGAGAGAGAGAGACGGCCAAGCAGCUCCCCUCUGUGCAUCAGUUACCGCGGAUUGUGCAGACAGAGCUAUCAGUCCAGUUCUAAAAAAUUUAUUCACGGUAAAAAUGUCGGCCAGACCAGGCUACUAUCGGCAGGAGCUGAACAAGACUGUAUGGGAGGUUCCCGAGCGGUACCAGAACCUGACUCCCGUGGGCUCUGGGGCCUACGGUUCGGUAUGCUCAGCGUAUGACGUGCGGCUACGGCAGAAGGUGGCGGUGAAGAAGCUGUCCCGGCCUUUCCAGUCCCUUAUCCACAGUAGGCGCUCGUACCGCGAGCUCCGGCUACUCAAGCACAUGAAACAUGAGAACGUGAUAGGACUACUGGAUGUAUUCUCCCCUGCUGCAUCGCUAGAGGACUUCCAUGAAGUCUACCUGGUAACCAACUUGAUGGGGGCAGACCUGAACAACAUAGUCAAAUUCCAGCGUCUCUCUGAUGAGCAUGUGCAGUUUCUUAUUUACCAGUUGCUCAGGGGCCUCAAGUACAUCCAUUCAGCAGGACUGAUCCACAGAGACCUGAAACCAAGUAAUGUGGCAGUGAACGAGGACUGCGAGCUGAGGAUCCUUGACUUUGGAUUGGCCAGACAGACGGAUGAUGAGAUGACGGGGUACGUGGCGACUCGCUGGUAUCGAGCGCCAGAGAUCAUGCUUAACUGGAUGCACUACAAUCAGACAGUGGAUAUCUGGUCAGUGGGAUGCAUCAUGGGAGAGCUGCUGAAGGGGAAGGUCCUGUUUCCCGGCAACGACUAUAUCGACCAGCUGAAGAGGAUUAUGGAGGUGGUGGGCACCCCGGCCCCUGACCUUCUACAGAAGAUCUCCUCUGAACAUGCUCAGAAAUAUAUCCAGUCUCUACCCUUCAUGCCCCAGCAGGACUUGGAGAAGAUAUUCAGAGGAGCCAACCCAAUGGCUGUGGAUCUACUGAAGCGCAUGCUGGUUCUAGACUGUGACGGGCGUAUCUCGGCCAGUGAGGCUCUCUCCCACCCUUAUUUCUCCCAGUACCACGACCCGGACGACGAACCAGAGGCCCUGCCCUACGACCAGACGCUGGAGAGCAAGGACCGCACGCUAGAGGAGUGGAAAGAGCUGGUGUUUGAGGAGAUGAAUGGAAUCAAAGCGCCUGUCAGCGAGACGAGCAGUCUACAGGUGGAACAGUGAAAGACAAACCCUGCCUCCUUCUGCUCCGUCAGCUGAGGAAGGACCGCCGCCUUGUCUCCGUCUGUCUGCCGGCGUUGGGGAGGCGGGAGGAUCCGAGAGAAAGAGAGACUUCGGGCCAAUCAGAGACAACCCUGUGUCCCCUAGAGGCAUGACACCCCUCCCCUUGCUCACUGUGACUGGCUAUUUGACUGCCUGUCAUGAGUUUUGUAAAAGGGGAGCAGGGAGAGGGGAGGUCUGGUUGAACUGAUAGGGAUGAGAAUACGCACAUUACGACGAUUACAGGGAGCAUGUUUUGAUAGGUAUAUGUUUACAGUCUGUUGAAGAGAGGUAGGAGAGAGAGACAGAGAGAGAGAAAGUAGCACUAGGAUUUUCAAACCUACCUAAGGGUCCAACUGAUAAAUAGGCAUUGGCUACAGGUCACUGGAAAUCUUUGUCAUAAAGACAUUUUAUAAGUAGUCAUAAUGGAUGUCAGUUUAAGUCUGCUUAUAACACCUGUAAUGUCAUGGUAAUGACAGUUUAAUGACAGAGGGUUCUAGUGAAUUGUUGUCAAGAAUUGUCCACGCAUUUCGCUGUCGUAAGUGUUCAGUUGGGUUGAGAUCUGGUGACUGAGACGGCCAUGGCAUAUGGUUUACAUCGUUUUCAUGCACAUCAAACCAUUCAGUGACCAUUCGUCCCCUGUCGAUGGGGGCUUUGUCAUCCUAUGGGGGCAUAGUCAUGGUGGCCAAAAUAAUGGCCAGCCCAGAAUUUUUAUACAUGACCCUAAACAUGUUGGGAUGUUAAUUAAUUAACUCAGAAACCACACCUGUGUGGAAGCACCUGCUUUCAAUAAGAUUUGUAUCGCUUAUUAACUCAAGAGUUUCCAUUAUUUUGGCAGUUACCUGUAUGUAGGCUAUGCAUUUGUUGCUGGUAUCACCCAUUUCAGAUUCCACUAGGCUCUAGUCCAACAGGUUUUACUAGUCCCUGGCUCUGUUGAGAAACCCAAACCUAUAGCUGAAGUUUACAUCUGAACAUUCAGCAGAUACCAUUACCCACAGUUACUCCCACAGAUACCAUUAUCCACAGUGAUUCCCACAGAGAUACCAUUACCCACAGUGACUCCCAGAUGCAUUAUGCAGUUUAAAUUGGAUUUACAAUAGGUCUGAAUGUUGUAGUUUCAGAGGUCUAAUAUUCAGCAUGUUUUAAAGGGGCGUACUGAGGUGAACGAAUUACAGGGGAAUAAAAUAAUUACAUUUUUUUAUAAAAAAACAUGUCCUGGAAUUGCAACAUAUAUUACCCCAAGAACUACAACAACAAUCAUAUACACAAUGCCUCAAUUACAGUAGAGAUAAUCCAAAAUACUCUUUCUCGGUUGAUGUUUGACUAUUUACGGUCCUGUAUGUGUCAUGUACAAAUGUUGAUAUUGGAAACUUGGUGGAUUUAAAUAGAACUGCAAAAAAGAUGAAUGUAUACAAAACUGUAUGUUUAAAAAAACAAGUGUCUUUUCAUUCUAUGGUGGCAUGAAUUUUAACUGUAAAAUUUAUGCCAUAUGCAUUUCCAAUCAAUAACCAAAUGUCAACUCUGUGUCAUAAUGCCAUGACAACUCAUGACAGUUGACGUCAACCAGCUCAACUCUAUUACAACAGUUAUUACACCAUUAUGCAAGCAUGAACAAGUAAACAUUUGGUUACACAUAUUCAGGAUAAAUCAAAUCGAUCUAUUCCCUGUCUUGUUAACGUCAUGAAUGCAUGCAUCAAUCCAGCCUUGUUUACUCCCAAAAUGAUUAAGUCUGUUGUUGUAUGGAUAAAUUCCUUUAUGUUUUCCAAGUAUCACGCAUCAGCCUAUCAGCCGGUAUGCAGCACUAUGUCAGUGGUGAGAAUCUGUCAUGGGCAUAGCAUGUUGUGGCAUUAUGAAAGACCACUUUACUCCCGAGUUAUGGCCUACUCAUUCCUCCUCCACAUCUAUACUCCCAGCCCACACACACAGUAGCUUUCCAGUGCUUUAUGGGUUCCAAGUCUGAGUAUAUAUGGCCUUUUGUGUGUGUGUGUGUGUUUGUGUGUGUGUCAAUUUGCCUUCAAGGUCCAUUCUUGCAUGUUUCCAACAAACAUGCCUGCAGGCAUCGAACUAUGCCAUAAUCUCUCAGCCACAGAACAGAGACAGUAUUAUGAGAGACCACCCUUCUGAUCAUCAUGACGAAGCAUGUAUCCUCUUCUUCCUCUUGUCAUCAAUAAAAGCUCAAUUCCUCACCAGUUA
Salmo salar (Atlantic salmon) is the source of this 3472-nucleotide messenger RNA. Its product is annotated as mitogen-activated protein kinase 11. The record is from RefSeq and is a predicted model, not a curated record. NCBI's taxonomy places the organism in Eukaryota, Metazoa, Chordata, Actinopteri, Salmoniformes, Salmonidae. Gene Ontology annotation, biological process: protein phosphorylation. Gene Ontology annotation, molecular function: ATP binding; MAP kinase activity.